Molecule: messenger RNA, 330 nt
Organism: Suillus discolor
Lineage: Eukaryota; Fungi; Basidiomycota; Agaricomycetes; Boletales; Suillaceae
Exons: 2
Coding region: 1-330 (109 amino acids)
Source: RefSeq, a predicted model, not a curated record
AUGCUUGAGCCCACACCGAUGGCUGGGGACAGUAGAACCAUCCGGUCCUCUGAUGUGCUGGUUGGUCGACGUGGGGCCACCACUGUCGCAAGCAAGUAUUGGCAGGCCACAUAUCAUGCCUUCCACUGGUCCAAUUCCGAAGUGUUCGUUAGCUGGGAUGAGAGUGUAGAUCGAGCCUGCAGUAAAGCUGAACGCUUGGUGGUGGUAAAGUUUAAGAAGAACAAUAUAUCCGGCUCAUUCGGAAUUAUCUUCGGGACCGACGGUACUGCUCCGCGGGACUGCAAUGGGGUGAUGAUAUUACCAACCAGUAAGAAGCAGCCUCACAUCUGA